AUGGAGCCAGACCCCGACUCUUCACCGGCCUUGUGGUUCCAACCACCAGUCACCACUACUCGCCGCCGCAGUACACCACUGAUCGACCCGGUUUUUCUCAUAAUCCUCAUUCCAGUCCUUGCACUGCUAUUUUUCUUCAUAUGCAUCCCUCCAUUUUUAUCUCAUGCUUCACAUAUUCUCAACCCAAAGUCCACCUGGGAUUCCCUUAACAUGUUCCUUGUUCUUUUCGCAAUCCUUUGCGGUCUCAUGUCUCGUAAAGACGAAGACGACGUUACAUUAACAUCUUCCAGUGCUAGUUUUGUAGCAGAGGGUAGUGAUCAUAGUAGUGUCGGUUCCGAUAGGAAAGUGAUGCCGUAUGGGUAUUUUGAUGUGGAAACUUUAAGGGAAAGUGAGAAUUCGAAUCAGAAUGAAGAAGAUGAUGAGGUAGUUAAUUCCGAUGUGAAGGAGAUUCCUGUGGAUACUUUCGUGGUUACUUCAAAUGCCGCAGAACAACCUCAUUCUUUCCGAAGCGUUGGAAAGGAUGUGAAGUUUAAUGUUCCAACAAAAAUUGAAUCUGAUGAUUCAAAUAAAGUCAUGAUAUCUUCUUAUCCUCCACCGCCACCUCCACCACCACCGAUGAAGCUUAGAUCGCAUCAUAAACAUAAGACAUUGGAGCGGAAAGUAAGUGAUGCUACGAAAGAGAUAGCUACAGCCAUAUCUUCACUCUAUAAUCACAGGAAAAAGAAGAGCAAACGGCCGCCACCACCACCACCCUCCGUGUUACGAAAUCCGUUCAAGAGAAUUUACUCCGUUCCUGCAACUGUUCCACCGCCCAGCUCGAUUUUCAACAACAUAUUCAAAUCCGGCAACAAAAGCAAGCGAUUUCUUUUACCGUCCCCUGCUCCUCCCUCUUCAAGCAUGAUAAAAACUGGAACAAAGAGUAAGCGUUUCAAUGCUUCCUCACCACCUCCACUACCCCCACCAAGAUACACUAUGAGCACAGGAAAACCACCUCUACCAACCAGAACUAGCAGUUACAACGAAAGUGGUUCACAGUCUCCAAUGCCGCCUCCGCCGCCUCCGUUUAAGGUGUCGGAUAUGAAGUUUGAGGUUCGUGGUGAUUUUGUUAAGAUACGGAGCGCUCACAGUUCUGCGUGUAGUUCACCAGACCAUGAUAUUGAUGACCUUGUUGGUGGUGAUCUAAUUGGGCCGGGUUCUCGGCUGAUUUGUUUUCCUAGCCCGGAUGUGGAUGCUAAGGCUGAUAGAUUUAUAUCCAGGCUUAAAGAUGAAUGGAAAAAGGAAAAGAUCAAUUAUGUGAACGAGAAAUUGGGCUGA
Messenger RNA from Helianthus annuus (common sunflower), 1314 nucleotides. RefSeq names its product formin-like protein 14. The record is from RefSeq and is a predicted model, not a curated record. Bases 1 to 1314 code for a protein of 437 amino acids. The transcript has a single exon. NCBI's taxonomy places the organism in Eukaryota, Viridiplantae, Streptophyta, Magnoliopsida, Asterales, Asteraceae.